CGACAUCACUGCAGUUGCAAGCAAGCUAUCGUUCGCCACCAUGGUGCAGUGGUCAGCUGAAGAGAAGCAGCUCAUUAUCAGCAUAUGGGGCAGGAUUAAUGUGGAGGAAUGCGGUGGGGAAGCCCUGGCCAGGCUGCUCAUCGUCUACCCCUGGACCCAGAGGUUCUUCUCCAACUUCGGGAACCUCUCCAGCCCCACCGCUAUCACUGGAAACCCAAAGGUGCGUGCCCAUGGCAAGAAGGUGCUCACCUCCUUCGGGGACGCUGUGAAGAACCUGGACAACGUCAAGGGCACGUUCUCCAAGCUGAGCGAGCUGCACUGCGACAAGCUGCACGUGGACCCCGAAAACUUCCGGUCCUAG
Molecule: messenger RNA, 361 nt
Organism: Alligator sinensis (Chinese alligator)
Lineage: Eukaryota; Metazoa; Chordata; Crocodylia; Alligatoridae
Product: hemoglobin subunit rho-like
Exons: 3
Coding region: 41-361 (106 amino acids)
Biological process (GO): hydrogen peroxide catabolic process; oxygen transport
Cellular component (GO): blood microparticle; hemoglobin complex; haptoglobin-hemoglobin complex
Molecular function (GO): organic acid binding; peroxidase activity; oxygen binding
Source: RefSeq, a predicted model, not a curated record